AUGUCGUCAAUCGCAACGCUUCGCUUCGCGCACUCCCUACACGUGUCGCCGGGGAAGGUUUCGGAAGUCCGGUACUUCAGCAAUGCAGAAGAUGGGGACGUGUUCACGGACAUUCUCUUGAUUUUCCGACUGCUGCUCUACUGUCUGGGCCAAGAGCAAUGGACGCCACAAGACAACGACUUUAUCAUUCUCGUGAUGGGCAUGAGCGGUGCAGGAAAGAGCAAAGGUCGCAGGGAAACGGCAACGGAAGUUGGUCACGAUCUCAAAUCAUGUACGGCCAAGGUCCUUCCACUUGUCAUCAACCACGGGCCUUCAUUAGGUGCUUCGGGAUGCAAUGGUGAUAGUGGCCGCAGUGAUGCUCAGAUUCGGAAUUGCAUCAACUCUGAGCUUCUGAGUCUUUGGUUUUGGUCAGGCAAUGGGGUGCCUCCCGUCUUUGGGCCUUCUAGAUCGGCUGCUGAGCCGGAAUGUCCCAGUCAUCUCACCGGUCAAGGAAUCAGGGCAUAUGGACAUUCGCUUAUUCCUCAAGACUUUUGGAUUCAUUACAGGCCAGGACGUUCUAUUCGAGCGCCUUCCAUAACCACCGACAAAGUUCUUGAAGAUCUACCCCUCCCAAGGCAGGAAGGGCCCUCACUCUCUCACCGCAUGAACAGUAAUGAAGCUUCGGGGUUUGGAUGCCGGGAGACUUAUGCGUGGACGCCAAGUUGGGGCACCUCCUCGAACUUCUUUCAAAUCGCUGCUGCUCCAACAAUUUUGGAAGACAGCACCUCAAAUGGUUUCAAAUGCGAUCGGAUCCGACGGACGUCCCCAGAAGCCACCGCAAAGCUCCUCGGAUGGUCGAGGAGGCGAAGUUUAUAUUACCGCCUAUACACAACAGAAGGUCCAAUCAGGUCCAACAACCCGAUCCACGCGAACAACACAUUCAUCAGCCGCACGCUCAUUACACCUCCGCGCACAGCCUCGUCCAUGAAAAAGCGCAUCUGCAAGAUCAAGGGCUUUCGAAGUGCUGCUGCGGAGUCUUUCAAAUUGGCGGUCAAAGAGGAUCCCGGGCUCGGGUUGUCUAAGGAUGACCCGAUUGUUCUAGUGGUGCGGGUGGAAGAUGUUAAAAACCGAAAAGCGAACACAGCACAGCUGGUGGGGUUACCCGAGGCUCUACCAUUCCAUUACCGCCUCUACGACGAAGAGGGUGCAAUGACUUCUAAAACGGCGUUUGACAUGGACGACUCUUCUUUGGGUCGCAUCGGCAUGCUCUCCAUUGCGCCACCUCAAACACUCGCUUCACUGAGGUCUCUGGUCAUGAAGAUCGAGGGAUUCGUCAAUCAAAACAUCAACUGUUUGAAGACAUGGAUGGAGAGCCAGCCAAGUCCGAGAGAGGUCAAGGAAUCCCAGAACACGAAACAAAGGGACCGAAGCCUCUCGAAGCAAAUCAGGGGGGGUGCAUAUUGUUACCCAGAUAAAGAUCAAGCGGACUGGCUUCCAUUCCAGCCUAACGAGAUCAUGUAUACAGACGGCCUCAAAACAAGGCGUUACAGAGUCUCAAGUAAUAUGCUUUUCCAGACUCCGCUGGGUGAAAGGGCUUCGUCUCUGAGGCCUGGAAGUCUGACAAAUGAAGGUCUUAAAAGGUUCCCCACAUCCCAGACUUGUCUACACAAUGUCUCUCCCCUAGAACUAGUCCGAGAAAUCAUCCAUCUCCUGCUCUUCUCCGCCCCACCGCGCUCCUCGACUCCUGAAAAGCCUGGCUGUUCGAUUAAACCCAGAUGGAGCACGAUCGAUGCGCUCAGCCUCACUUCACAAAGCUACCGCGCCCUAGUGCUCGAAGCGUGGUCUCAGACUCUCUACAUCGAAUCUUCAGUAAAUCUAAUGCCUUUACGGGACUUAGGCUGGUUUCCUGAGCUGGGGAGUAAAUGGGUCAGAUGCCUUCACUGCGUCCAAUCAUACAGCAGCAGCACCAUAACUUUAUGGAACCUCUCCCCCUUCCUCCGAGUUUCCUCCAUUAGACUGGACUGGCUCUCGCAGUUUUUCACCAUCCCACUUGACUGGAACGCGCUACCCUUUGUCCACCUCUCCUCCACGGUUGAACGCUUGGCCUUGCACGGAAGGACGUAUUCCAGUGGGUCUGGGGUGACCGAACGUAUUGCUAACUCCUUUUGGCGUUUGAAGACAUUGAAGAUGGCGCAAAACAUGGUGUGGUGUGGGCUUUGUCAUACCUGGUGUGUGGUCCGGUUUAAAGACAGGCCAACGGGGGUGGUGUAUGACGGGGGGUUGGGGUUGCCUUUCCACUACGCGCGUGUUCUAGCACCCCUUGAAGACCUUGAAGAAGUUGUGAAUAUUGUACCCAACCACGGCCGUGGGCGGACUACAUUGGGUUUGAAUGCAGACUCAGACCCAGACUCAAAGGCGGACACGAACCCAGAGACGACUCCCAUUUCCAACACAAACGAUGAUGCGUUCCGCGAGAGGCGGGUGGCUAGGAAGAAACGUGUCGGUCUGGCGCGCGGUGAUGGUCGUAAUGAUGAUGGUCAGAAAGAUGUGAGGCCACCGAAGUUGAGGAGGGUGGAGUACCAGUUCUCUACAGUGGACGACUGGGAGGAGGAGGAGGAGGAGGAGGAGGAGAAAAUGUUGGCUCUGCGGCCGACCAAGGUGGUAUAUAAGGGUGGUUAUGGGUUACCUAACAAGAUUAGAUUAGUGUACGAGCAGAAAUUGACGCGAGAAGAUAUGGAGCAAUCGCUACGCCAUUGCGGCGUGGACAGUGAAACAAAGAUAGUCAACGACCUGGCCGUCAACUAG
Messenger RNA from Laccaria bicolor S238N-H82, 2784 nucleotides. RefSeq lists its product as uncharacterized. The record is from RefSeq and is a predicted model, not a curated record. The coding region runs from base 1 to 2784 and encodes 927 amino acids. Lineage: Eukaryota; Fungi; Basidiomycota; Agaricomycetes; Agaricales; Hydnangiaceae. The transcript is spliced from 20 exons.